Molecule: messenger RNA, 3474 nt
Organism: Budorcas taxicolor (takin)
Lineage: Eukaryota; Metazoa; Chordata; Mammalia; Artiodactyla; Bovidae
Gene: CTDP1
Product: CTD phosphatase subunit 1
Exons: 13
Coding region: 16-2829 (937 amino acids)
Cellular component (GO): nucleus
Molecular function (GO): RNA polymerase II CTD heptapeptide repeat phosphatase activity
Source: RefSeq, a predicted model, not a curated record
CUCCGCCUGGCUGCGAUGGAGGCACCGCCCGGCGGCCGCCUUCCCGCCGAGGGUUCCCAGCCGCCGGCCGUAGCGGAGGUGCGCUGCCCCGGCCCCGGGCCGCUGCGCCUGCUCGAGUGGAGGGUAGCGGCUGGCGCUGCCGUGCGCAUCGGCUCCGUGCUGGCUGUGUGCGAGGCCGCCGCCUCCACGCAGCCCUCCGGGCCCGCCCCUGUCCGCACCGGCUCCGGAGGCUGCGUGCGCGCGGAGCGCAGGCUGAGGUCGGAGCGCGCGGGCGUGGUGCGAGAGCUGUGCGCGCAGCCGGGCCAGGUGGUGGCCCCCGGGGCUGUCCUGGUGCGCUUAGAAGGAUGUAGUCACCCCGUCGUCAUGAAGGGCCUGUGCGCCGAGUGUGGCCAGGACCUGACCCAGCUGCAGAGCAAGAACGGGCGGCAGCAGGUGCCGCUGUCCACGGCCACCGUGUCCAUGGUGCACAGCGUCCCCGAGCUCAUGGUGAGCUCCGAGCAAGCGGAAAAGUUGGGGAGGGAAGACCAGCAGCGACUGCACCGCAACAGGAAGCUGGUGCUCAUGGUGGACUUGGACCAGACGCUGAUCCACACCACGGAGCAGCACUGCCAGCAGAUGUCCAACAAGGGCAUCUUCCACUUCCAGCUGGGCCGGGGAGAGCCCAUGCUGCACACACGCCUGCGUCCCCACUGCAAGGAGUUCCUGGAGAAGGUGGCCCGGCUGUAUGAGUUGCACGUGUUCACGUUCGGCAGCCGGCUGUACGCGCACACCAUCGCAGGCUUUUUAGAUCCUGAGAAGAAGCUAUUUUCUCAUCGAAUAUUAUCGAGGGAUGAAUGUAUUGACCCGUUUUCCAAAACAGGGAACCUCAGAAAUCUCUUUCCCUGUGGAGACUCCAUGGUUUGCAUCAUCGACGACCGAGAAGACGUCUGGAAGUUCGCCCCCAACCUGAUAACCGUGAAGAAGUACGUCUACUUCCAGGGCAUUGGGGACAUCCAUGCCCCGUCUGCGCCCCGGGAGCCCCCAGCGAGGAAGAGAGGUGCCGACGCCGCAGAGCAGCCUCUGUCCAUCAGGGACCCCGAGGAAGGAAGGCCAGCAUCCGCGGUGGAGAGUAACGGCCUUGGGAGGCCCGCCCGGGAGCUCAACGGGGGCCCGGGCCCUCGGGGAUGCUGGCCUUGCCAGGAGGAGGAGAGGGGCGCCCGGUCCACUGCCCGCACCCCCUCUGCUGACGGCCGCGGAACUUCGGCGGGCUCCCAGCCACGCGGAAAGACUCCGCCAGAGAAGAGGCCUGUGCGGGGUCCAGCCGGCCCCGACCCGGACCCGGACGUGCCCAGCGACAGCGGAAGCAGCAGCGAGUCCGAGGGCCAGCCCUCGCCCGCCCCCUCCGACGGGGAGAGCGGGGAGAGGUGGACCCGGAGGAAGCCCCAGGCCGCCCGCGAAGCCGGGAAGGCCACUCCGCAGGGAGGCCCCCCAGGCCUGGCCGGGGAGCGGCUCGCGGGCGCCAACCACUGCGGGGAGCCCGGCCCCGGCGUGCCGGCAGACGCGCAGGAGGACGGGGAGAGGGACGGGCUGUGCGUGCUUGGCGGCGGCUGCGCCGACCGCAAGGAGGCCGAGACCGAGUCCCAGAACAGCGAGCAGUCGGGCAUCACUGUGGGCGAGUCCCUGGACCAGAGCAUGGAAGAGGAAGAGGAGGAGGACGCGGACGACGACGACCACCUGGUGCACCUGGAGGAGAUCCUCGCCCGCGUGCACUCCGACUACUAUGCCAAGUACGACCGCUUCCUCAGCGGCGAGAGCCCCGAGGCCCCCGACAUCCGCAAGAUCGUCCCCGAGCUGCGCAGCAAGGUGCUGGCGGACGUGGCCAUCAUCUUCAGCGGGCUGCACCCCACCAACUUCCCUGUGGAGCGCACGCGGGAGCACUACCACGCCCGGGCGCUGGGCGCGCGCAUCCUCACCCAGCUCGUGCUCGACCCCGAAGACCCCGCCCGGCCCACCCACCUCAUCGCCGCAAGGGCCGGCACGGAGAAGGUGCGCCAGGCCCAGGAGUGCGGGCAGCUGCACGUGGUCAACCCCGACUGGCUGUGGAGCUGCCUGGAGCGCUGGGACAGGGUGGAGGAGCAGCUGUUCCCGCUGCGCGACGACCAGGGCAGGGCACAGAGGGAGGACGGCCCUGCGUCCUUCCCUGACAGGCAGAGCCUGCUCCCCGCCGCCCUGUUCCACCCAACACCCGUGCACCCCAAGGCCCCGCCUGGUCCUGAAGUCCGGAUCUACGAUGCCAGCACGGGCAAGCUCAUCCGCACAGCCACCUCGGGCCCUGGGCCACCUGGCGCCCUGCCCCACGCGGGGCUCUCCUCCUUCAGGGCGGUGCAGCCACGCCUCCAGCAGGUGUUUGGUGACGACCUGCCCGACAGUCAGGAUGGGGAGCAGCCUGGCCCUUCCCGGAGGAAGCGCCAGCCCAGCAUGUCGGAAACCAUGCCGCUGUACACGCUGUGCAAGGAGGACUUGGAGAGCAUGGACAAGGAGGUGGACGACAUCCUGGGUGAAGGCAGCGACGACAGCGACAGCGAGAAGAAACCACGGGGAGAGGAGGAGCCUCUGGAGGAGGGGCUGGGGCACGGCCCGCCCGAAGCCCUGGGGGCGCCCAGGGGGCGCCGGCUGGAGAGGAGCGCGGCGGACGGCCGGGGGCUCAGGGGCCACAAGAGGAAGCUGAACGAAGAGGACGCAGCCAGCGAGUCCAGUGGGGCGUCCAGCUGCGAGGACGAGGAGGGGGGCAGCUCGGAAGCAGACGAGAUGGCGGCUGCGCUGGAGGCUGAGCUGGGUGACCUCAUGUGACCUGGGAUGGCCCGCAGCUCACCCAUGGAAGGACGUGUCUGUUUGCAGAGCUCCACCUGCAGAAACAUUAUUUUGCAGAAAUAGGUGUUUUUAGAAGUUUUACCACAGGAAGGCCAACUUGUUAAGGACAGCAUCGUGGGGAGCGCGGGCCACGCCAGAGACUGUCGUUGAGCUCGGCCAGGCCACACGGCAGGACCGAGCAUGGGGUCUGUCAUCAGAGGAGAGGUGUGGGCUGGAGCAUGGGCUCUGUCAUCAGAGGAGGGGUGUGGGCUGGAGCGUGGGCUCUGUCAUCGGAGGCGGGGGGCACUUGUGCCGUUACUGCCGCAGCACGUCACUUCGGGGGAGGCCUGGGGCGUCGACGAGACUCGGGAUGGUGCGCAGGAGCCCGGCAUCCUGGCUCCCCUGAUGGGAGCGGUGGCGCGCAGGGUCUGAGUGAGGCUGCGUGGCACGCACACACCUGCGCAGAGUGCACAUGGGCCAGGGCUCCCGGUGCGCUGCGACCCGUGGGGCUCACUGACACCAGGCCCUGUGGCUUCGUGCCCAGGCCACCUCCCUACUCCCACGGGCAUCGGGACAAAGGCCACCGCCUUCGGCUCCUUCGUGAGAUCAGAUGUAAAGUUUUGUAUAUCUGUUUCAUAUGUGACC